GGCAGCUGCUGUGGUUUCAUGAACAUAAAGUGAAUUUAAUCCGAAUUUGAAGUCCGUGUGUUCUGCUAUUCUAGAGAGAGAAACAACAAAUUAAAAAUUAGUGAGAGAAACCAAAAAAAAGUCAAGCCCGAGCAAAGAAACCGUGUGAUAAAGCUCACGAUCUGACAUAACAACCCACCACAAGUGAAACCAAAAAUAUGUGGGCACACAUGGUAUGAUUUACGGUCUUCGAUCAACUCAAAUGUAAAUGGUUUUUAUACGACACUAGUGAAGGAUUUAUUUAAAUAAGGAUACAAGUGAACCGGAGCAAAUGUCUUUCCGCAGUAUAGUUCGCGAUGUGAGAGAUGGCUUUGGGAGUCUAUCCAGGAGGAGUUUCGAUCUGAGGCUGUCAGGUCAUCACAGAGGGAAAUCUCAUAGCUCAGUUGGCGAGUUGAAUGACCAACAUGUGAUUAUUCAGAAUAGUCGUUGGGCUAGCCUCCCACCUGAGUUACUCCGUGAUGUGAUAAAGAGAUUGGAAGCGAGUGAGAGUACUUGGCCUGCUCGGAAGCAUGUUGUUGCCUGUGCUGCUGUAUGUCGAUCAUGGAGAGAAAUGUGUAAAGAAAUUGUAACUAGUCCUGAAUUGUCCGGGAAGAUAACCUUUCCAGUUUCACUGAAGCAGCCAGGUCCAAGGGAUGGGACUGUUCAGUGCUUUAUUAAGAGGGACAAAUCUAACUUAACAUAUCAUCUGUUCCUUUGCCUUAGCCCUACGCUGCUAGUUGAAAAUGGAAAGUUUCUACUAUCUGCAAAGCGCACGCGGAGAACUACUUGCACUGAGUAUGUAAUCUCCAUGGAUGCUGAUAAUAUAUCAAGAUCAAGUAACACUUAUAUUGGAAAACUCAGGUCCAAUUUUCUAGGGACAAAGUUUAUAAUUUAUGAUACGCAGCCUCCUUACAACAAUGCUCAGCUUUCCCCACCUGGCCGAAGUAGAAGAUUCUACUCUAAAAAAGUUUCUCCAAAGGUCCCCACUGGCAGUUACAACAUUGCUCAGGUUACAUAUGAGCUGAAUGUUCUGGGCACCAGGGGUCCGCGCAGGAUGCACUGCACUAUGCACUCAAUCCCCGCCUCAUCCCUUGACCCCGGUGGUUUUGUGCCGGGCCAGCCUGAGCUCCUACCUCGCUCUCUUGAAGAUUCAUUUAGGAGCAUUUCUUUCUCAAAAUCAAUCGACAAUUCAACGGAGUUUAGCAGUGCUCGGUUCUCAGACAUUGUGGGAUCUCGAGAUGAGGAAGACGAAGGAAAAGAGAGACCUCUAAUUCUUAGGAAUAAAGCACCAAGAUGGCACGAACAGUUACAAUGUUGGUGCCUAAAUUUUCGAGGAAGAGUAACAGUUGCGUCUGUCAAGAAUUUCCAACUGAUUGCUGCCACGCAACCUGCAGCUGGUGCACCAACACCAUCACAGCCUCCGCAGUCUGAUCACGACAAGAUAAUUCUGCAGUUUGGCAAAGUCGGAAAAGACAUGUUUACCAUGGAUUACCGAUAUCCGUUGUCUGCAUUUCAAGCAUUUGCUAUCUGCUUGAGCAGCUUUGACACUAAAUUGGCAUGUGAAUAGAAGGGGGGAAAAAGGUGAUUGAUUAUGGUAAGAGAUAGAACAAUUAGUUGGUAAGCAUUUUCUUUUUACUUUUCUAGGGUUUUUAUAGGACGGAGUCGCUGUAUGCAAGUCACUGUACACCGGUCGGUAAGUGCAGCACAUUGGAGAGGACUCUUGCAUUUGGUCACACCCUUUGUUGUAUUAGUUUGCUUGAAAAUGGUUCAUUGUGUUGUUUAUCUAUUGAUCCUUUUACAAGGAUAAAGGAGAAAAGGAUUAGACUUGAAAAGUGUGUUUAACAUCUUUAAGCAAAUUUGACUCUAAUCACUA
Messenger RNA from Mercurialis annua (annual mercury), 1891 nucleotides. RefSeq names its product tubby-like F-box protein 8. Gene Ontology annotation, molecular function: protein binding. The record is from RefSeq and is a predicted model, not a curated record. NCBI's taxonomy places the organism in Eukaryota, Viridiplantae, Streptophyta, Magnoliopsida, Malpighiales, Euphorbiaceae. The coding region runs from base 311 to 1585 and encodes 424 amino acids. The transcript is spliced from 5 exons.